This is a messenger RNA of Scheffersomyces coipomensis, 1062 nucleotides long. It is a transcript of the gene DUG3, whose product is annotated as glutamine amidotransferase subunit. The record is from RefSeq and is a predicted model, not a curated record. Gene Ontology annotation, molecular function: omega peptidase activity. Gene Ontology annotation, cellular component: glutathione hydrolase complex; cytoplasm. Gene Ontology annotation, biological process: glutathione catabolic process. The transcript has a single exon. NCBI's taxonomy places the organism in Eukaryota, Fungi, Ascomycota, Pichiomycetes, Serinales, Debaryomycetaceae. The coding region runs from base 1 to 1062 and encodes 353 amino acids.
AUGUGUCGGUUUAUGAUCUAUAAGGGAAGAGAUCCCAUGUUACUUUCCGACCUUUUAACCAAGCCUGCCCAUUCUAUAAUCAAUCAAUCAUUUGAUUCACGUCUUCGAUUAGAUAUGAGAAAUCCCAUCAAUGGAGAUGGUUUCGGAGUAGGUUAUUAUACCGCUACAAAUAAACCAUGUAUCUUUAAAGCCAUCACUCCAGCUUGGAAUAAUGUCAAUCUUAACAAUUUAUCCAUGUGUACGGAAUCAAGAUUGGUAUUUGGUCAUGUAAGAGCUUCAACUCAAGGGGUGUUAUCAGAAACUAAUUGUCAUCCUUUCUCUCAUGGUAAUAUUAUGUUUAUGCAUAAUGGUGGAAUAUCAUCAUUUGAUCGUAUUAAAAAGAAAUUGAUCAAUCAUUUGGAAGAUGAAUUCUUCUUAAUCAUUCAAGGUUCAACUGAUCUGGAAUGUAGUUUUGCAUUAUAUCUUGAUACAUUAUAUAAAAUGGGUUAUAAUCCAUCUGAUCCAACCACAAAGUUUAGUCAUAUCAUAUUAAGAAACGCCUUAGUUAAAACCAUAGAUUUGAUUAAACUCUGGCAAACAUCAGUUACAAAUGAACCUUCAUUAUUAAAUUUCGCUAUUACUGAUGGUGAAAGUAUAAUCGUUAGUAGAUAUGUUACAUCAAAAACUGAAGAAGCUGCAUCAUUACAUUUCAGUACUGGAUCUAAAUUCUUCGAAUAUGAACCAGGUUUAUUCAAAAUGGAAAGAUUAAAUCGUUCUCAAGAUGUUAUAUUUGUUGCUAGUGAACCAUUAACCUUUGAAAGAGGAGAUUGGAUUUGUGUACCUUCAAAUACAAUGUUAACCAUAACUAAGAAUAAUACUGUUUUAAUGCAUCCAAUUGAAGAUGAAUUCUAUGGAGCAAAUGAAAGAUCAGCAGAUUUGGCUAUAAGUAAAGGUUUAAUGGGUGGUGUACCAAAACCUCGUCAUGCUAAUUCUCAAAGUGAUGAAGUUGAUUCUUCAAUUGCUGAAUUACCUCCUCUUGAAAGAGAAGGUAGAAAAAUGUCUUCUGAAUCAGUAGUAUUCUAA